AGGCCGCGGGAAGCUGUGUCAAUUGGGGGACCGGGAACACAGGGCGCCCGCCUGAAGGAGACGCUGGGCAGGCAGGGCUGCCUUGUUUUGCUCACGCGGCCAGGUCUUCCUGGAGGAAAGGCGAGAGAGGCCGGUGGGAGGGAGAGAACUUUUGGAAGUUAGGACAUUAAGGACUGCUUAUAUCUAGGGGGAAGGGGUCGCCAGCCUCAGGACUUGAUAGUCUCACUAGGGGCUGGCGCAUAAUUGAUAUUUCCAAACGAAAAAACCCUGCUGUGUUUUACUUCCUGCCUACCUCAGAUUCUUGCGAAACCCAGUGAGGAAUGAAGAUGUAACAGGAAAAGUGAGGUUUUUCCACUCUCUCUGUCUCUCCCUGUCUUUUCUUUUUGGGAAGAAAAGAGAAACAUCAAAAUUGUCUUUUAAAAAAAGAAAAAGAAAAUACGAAGUUUAUAAAUGUGCAUUUCAGAUCAGAAUUGACUGGCCUGCUUUGUAGGAAAGUGUGUGUUCGAGGCAUAUCCAUUAAAGAGCACAGCAUUAAAGCCAUAUAUAUUCCUUUUGCUUUUGCAGUCAUGUUGCUAAAAGUACACACGUUUAGUAGGAAAGUGUUCAGUAGCUUGUUGCGCUGCCCUGGCUUGGGUGUUACCUGCCUUGGGAUGGGAAAAAGUUUAAUCCAGCAGCUUCCGUGUAGAAAGUUCCACGUCUCCUGCCAAAGAUGUACGACGAUGCCAUCCUGGGUGAUUGACCGUUACGGAAAGAAUGAUGUGCUGCGAUUCACAAAUAACAUGAUGUUCCCUUUAAUCAACUUCCCUAAUGAAGUGAUUAUUAAAGUCCAUGCUGCAAGCUUAAAUCCCAUAGAUGUUAACAUGCGAAGCGGUUAUGGAGCUGCUGCUAUAAGGAUGAAGCGGGAUCCGUUGCACAUCACAAGCACAGGCAGUGAAUUCCCUCUCACACUUGGUCGGGAUGUUUCUGGAGUUGUGAUGGAGUGUGGACUAGACGUGAAAUAUUUCAAACCUGGAGAUGAGGUAUGGGCAGCAGUUCCUCCCUGGAAACAAGGCACUUUGUCAGAGUUUGUUCUGGCAAGUGGAAAUGAGAUCUCUAGAAAGCCCAGAUGUCUCAGCCACACUCAAGCAGCUUCCUUACCUUAUGCUGGUCUAACAGCAUGGUCUGCCAUUCACCUCGCUGGGGGGCUAAAUCAGGAUAAUUGCAUCAAUAAGAGAGUAUUGAUCUUUGGUGCAGCAGGUGGAGUAGGUACCUUUGCUAUACAGCUAAUGAAAGCCUGGGGUGCUCAUGUGACAGCAGUUUGUUCCCAAGAUGCCAGUGAACUCGUGAAACGUCUCGGAGCAGAUGAUGUGAUCGACUACAAAUCUGGAAGUGUGGAAGAACAGCUGAAAACGUUACCGCUGUUUGAUUUUAUCUUAGAUAAUGUUGGUGGAUCUACUGAAAAAUGGGCUCCUGAUUUCCUCAAAAAAUGGUCAGGAGCCACCUAUGUCUCCUUGAUAACACCCUUCUUGGUCAACAUGGACAGGCUUGGUGUAGCGGAUGGCAUGUUACGGACUGGAAUGACGUUCAGUUCAAAAACUUUCAAGCAUCUUUGUAAAGGGGUUCAUUACCGGUGGGCAUUUUUUGCACCAAGCGGCCCUUAUCUGGACGAAAUAGCUGAUCUCGUUGAUGCAGGAAAGAUACAUCCAGUUAUUGAUCAAGUUUUCUCCUUUUCUGAUGUUCCCAAGGCCUUUCAGAAGAUGGAAGAAGGCCAUGCACGUGGGAAAACGCUGCAGACUGAAGGCAUUCUUACAGUGAUUCUAGAAGGCUUUUCAACCAACACGUAUGCUGGUUCAGGACAACUGACUGCUGAACAAUCUGUAGAUGUGAGGACUGGUGGGGUCAGCAGCAGAAUCCAAACAACAACUGACAUACUGCAGUAUGAUUGUAUAUUUUUUCUUCCACUGUUUCCUGCCUUUAUGCUAAAUUGGGCAAUCAGUAGUGCCUAGAUGCAGCCAUGAUCUUCUCAUUCCAGAUUCAUUUUGACCAUUUGGUUAGAGAAAUGCAGCAUGCUAAUGAAAUCUCACUUUACUGAAAAGAUAAUCUUUUUCCUGGAAAAUAGUCAUUUCCAAUUCAAGCUAUUCUUUGUUCUAACAACAAAAUAUAUGUAGGUAUGUAUAUAAAUCAAACCAAUAUCAAACAAAAGAAAGCAAAGCAAAAAUCAAUUUGACUUUCUAGUUGCACAAAGCAUGCAGACAGACUUCUAAAACAAACAACAUUAAACACACCUCAAU
This is a messenger RNA of Podarcis raffonei (Aeolian wall lizard), 2270 nucleotides long. It is a transcript of the gene RTN4IP1, whose product is annotated as reticulon 4 interacting protein 1. The record is from RefSeq and is a predicted model, not a curated record. Gene Ontology annotation, cellular component: mitochondrion. The transcript has 10 exons. Gene Ontology annotation, molecular function: zinc ion binding; oxidoreductase activity. NCBI's taxonomy places the organism in Eukaryota, Metazoa, Chordata, Lepidosauria, Squamata, Lacertidae. Bases 567 to 1985 code for a protein of 472 amino acids.